UGAGCGCUGUGGGAGAAGCUGCUGCUCUUCAGGAGAAGAUGGUUGAUGGAGAGAGUGAGGUGCCGCCCCUGCCUCCCCGGUUCAGGUUCAGGGAUCUGCUGCAGGGGGAUCAGACCUGGCUGAACGAUGACAAGGUGCAAGUUGAAUUCUACACCAAUGAGAACACUUUAAAAGAACGACUCAUGCUGUUCUUCAUCAAAAAUCAAAGAUCAAGUCUCCGAAUACGUUUCUGCCACUUCUCGCUGAAGCUGCUCAGCUGUGUUUUGUAUAUAUUUCGAGUGCUGACGGACCCGGAGUGUGCCCUCAAGGCGCCAGAACGCAUAAAGUGCGUCUCGAAGUCUUUUUAUAAUUACACCCAUAAUUACACCCUGUUUGAAAUAGACUGGACUCCAAUCAUUUGGGUGGAUCGUAGUUUCGCCCUGUGGGCUCUACAGGCGUUCGUAGCGAUCGUAUGUCUGUGUGAAACGACUCUGCUGACGUAUUUAAGCUACAAGGGGAAUAUCAGGGAGCAGAUCUUUCGAGUGACUUUUAUUCUGGAGAUCAUCAACACCGUGCCCUUUCUGAUAACAGUUUUCUAUUUUCCCCUCCGGAAAAUGUUCAUCCCUCUGUUCCUCAACUGCUGGUUGGCUAAACACACGCUGGAGAAUAUGAUUAAUGAUUUUCAUCGAGCGAUACAGAGGACACACUCGGCCAUGUUUAAUCAGGUCCUGAUCAUGAUCUCCACACUCCUGUGUCUCAUUUUCACGUGUAUAUGUGGGAUUCAGCAUCUGGAGCGCGCCGGGAAGCAGCUGAGCCUCUUCGACUCGGUCUACUUCUGCAUCGUCACCUUCUCCACCGUGGGCUACGGAGACAUCUACCCAAUCAUCUGGCCCUCCAAGCUGCUAGUGGUCAUAAUGAUAUGUGUGGUUCUUCUGGUGCUGCCGAUCCAGUUUGAGCAGUUGGCGUAUCUGUGGAUGGAGCGUCAGAAGACCGGAGGGAACUACAGUCGACACCGGGCCAAGACGGAGAAGCAUGUGGUGCUGUGCGUGAGCUCAAUCACAAUCGACCUGCUGAUGGACUUCCUCAACGAGUUCUAUGCCCACCCCAAACUGCAGGACUACUACGUCAUCAUCCUGUGUCCUGCAGAGAUGGAUGCUCCAGUGCGUCGGGUCUUGCAGAUCCCGCUCUGGUCUCAGAGGGUCAUCUACCUCCAGGGCUCCGCCCUCAAAGACCAGGACCUCUUCAGGGCCAAGCUGGAUAAUGCAGAAGGAUGCUUUAUCCUGAGCAGUCGCUGUGAAGUUGACCGUACUGCAGCUGAUCACCAGACGAUUCUCCGUGCUUGGGCAGUGAAGGAUUUCGCUCCAGGAUGUCCUAUUUAUGUGCAAAUCCUCAAACCAGAGAACAAGUUUCAUGUGAAGUUUGCAGAUCAUGUGGUCUGUGAAGAGGAGUUUAAAUAUGCUCUCCUGGCUCUGAACUGCAUCUGCCCCGCCACCUCCACCCUCAUCACCCUGCUAGUGCACACCUCCCAGGGCCUGGAGGGACAGCAGUCUCCUGAGGAGUGGCACAGGAUCUACGGCAGAUGUUCCGGUAACGAGGUGUACAACAUCGUCCUGAAAGACAGCGUCUUCUUCACCGAGUACGAGGGAAAGAGCUUCACUUAUGCCUCCUUCCACGCGCAGAAGAAGUAUGGCAUUUGUCUGAUUGGAGUUUGCCGUGAAGAGAGUAAAACCAUCCUCCUGAACCCGGGCCGUCAGUACACCAUGAACGCUUCAGACACCUGCUUCUACAUCAGCAUCACCAAGGAGGAGAACUCCACCUUCAAGUUCCACAGAGAAUGCAGCAAGAAAAACUCCAAAUCCAACCUUCCAGUGCAGCACAUGCUGGCCAGCAUGGGCACCGUGGCCAUUGACCUGCAGGACACCAGCGCCCCUGUGAGUCGUAGCUCCACCCUGUCUGUUCCAGCCGACCCUUUAAAACCCAACAGCAAGAGACCCAGCAUCGGCCCGGUUCUGGAGGUUCCAGUGUCCCCCCUCCUGAAUGGUGGGGAAAGCGACCAGUCUGAAGAUGAUGUGUCCUGCUGGGGGGAUCAGUCUAAUGACGGAUAUAUCAUGGGAUAUCCUCCUAACCUGCCCUACAUUGGAAGCUCUCAGACGUUUUGCCAUUUGUUGAAAGAGAAAAUGCCUUAUUGCUGUCUUCGACUAGAGAAGAAGUGUCGACACAACCAAUGUGAGGAUGCCAAAGCGUACAGCUUCUGGAACAAGCCCAUCAUAGUAUCAGCAGAGACAGCAGGAAACGGCCUGUACAACUUCAUCCUGCCCUUACGAGCCUCCUACAGACCCAGGAAGGAGCUGAAGCCCAUCAUCCUGCUUCUGGACAACCUACCUGACGUACAAUUUCUUGAGACCAUCUGUUGGUUCCCAAUGGUGUACUACAUGGUUGGAUCAUUGGACAGUCUAGACGACCUGCUGCGCUGUGGUGUCUCGCUCGCCGCUAACAUGGUGGUGGUGGAUAAGGAGAGCACCAUGAGCGCUGAGGAGGACUAUAUGGCAGACGCCAAAACCAUAGUCAACGUGCAAACCCUCUUCAGGUUGUUCUCCAGUCUCAACAUCAUCACUGAACUCACACAUCCAGCCAACAUGAGGUUCAUGCAGUUCAGGGCUAAAGACCGUUACUCGCAGGGUCUCUCUAAACUGGAGAAGAAGGAGAAGAUGAAGGGAUCGAAUCUGGCCUUCAUGUUUCGUCUGCCGUUCGCAGCAGGAAGGGUGUUCAGCAUCGGCAUGCUCGAUACUCUACUCUACCAGUCGUUUGUGAAGGACUAUGUGAUCGCCAUCACCAGACUGUUGCUCGGCCUGGACACGACCCCGGGCUCUGGCUUCCUCUGUGCUAUGGAAAUCACGGAGGACGAUCUGUGGUUACAGACGUACGGCAGACUGUACCAAAAACUCUGCUCCACGGUGGGAGAUAUUCCAAUCGGCAUCUACAGAACCGAGUUCCAGAUGAACGAAUCUCUCGAGCUCUCGCAGUCGCAGCUGUCUGUAAAUAUGGACGACCUCGAGGAGGUGAAGGAGCAGCGAGACGGAUCUCAGACUUUCCGAACCUCAGAGUCUUCAGACAGUAAGCAGCCGCUGCUGCUGAGGAGGAAGAGCCUGCAGUGGACGCGCUACCUCAGCCGUAAGAGCCCCCGGCAGGGGCCCGGGGCCGAGAGGGGCUUUCGGCAGCGGUGCGGCCGCCUCCCUCGCUCCGAACGGCAAGAGCUGGCCGAGCUGGUGAAGAAGCGCAUGCAGAACCUCGGCCUGAGCUCCACAGGAUACGACGACAUGAACGACAGCCACAGCUUCCACUCGUACGUCUUAAUCAACCCUCCCCCAGACACCAGACUGGAGCUUCACGACACCGUGUACAUCAUACGUGAGGACCCGUUCUCGUUUGAUUCGAAGGACGUGGACAGCAGGAAGAGCAGUGUGGGGAACACGUCGUGGACAGGAGACAGCCAACAGCUGGAGAGUCAAGUCUGAUUCCCAUUU
This is a messenger RNA of Astyanax mexicanus (Mexican tetra), 3503 nucleotides long. Its product is annotated as potassium channel subfamily T member 2. The record is from RefSeq and is a predicted model, not a curated record. The transcript is spliced from 29 exons. Gene Ontology annotation, cellular component: membrane. The coding region runs from base 39 to 3494 and encodes 1151 amino acids. Gene Ontology annotation, molecular function: intracellular sodium-activated potassium channel activity. Gene Ontology annotation, biological process: potassium ion transport. NCBI's taxonomy places the organism in Eukaryota, Metazoa, Chordata, Actinopteri, Characiformes, Acestrorhamphidae.